AUGCACGUCACCGCCCUCGCGCUUGCCGCGCUCGCGGUACCUGCGUCCGCUGUCAUUGUGCGUGACCGCGACGCCGAUGGCGCCAACAUCAACAACCCUUACCGCAACAUGCUCAAGCGUGGCAUCACCGACAACGUCCAGCAGGUCAACGGCAAAGCGUUCGACUUUGUCAUUGCUGGUGGCGGUGUCGCAGGUCUGGCGCUUGCCGGCCGUCUCGCCGAAUGGAAAAACGUCUCGGUCUGUGUGAUUGAGGCUGGCAGCGACGGCUCGGAUGUUCGCGACAACAUUGAUGUCCCAGGUCUGAGUUACGGUGAAUCGGUGACGACCAAGCCGGGCCGCGACUGGGGUUACAACACGGUCGCCCAGGCCCAACUUGGUGACAAGGCUGUCAAGUGGCCCCGCGGCAAGUUGCUUGGUGGCUCGGGUGCCGUCAAUGGCAUGUUCUGGGGCCGUGCGUCCAGUCACGAGUACGAUGCCUGGGGAGACCUCAACCCCGGUGGCAACGUCACCUGGAACUGGAACGAGAUGAACAAGUACAUUAUCAAGUCUGAGACCCUCGGCUGGCCGAAUCAGUCCAACAUCGACACUUUCCAAAUUGCCAUCGACGAGAAGGCCCACGGCACCAGCGGCCCCAUCCACAUUGGCUGGUCGAGCUUCAUCUAUCCCUUCACCUCCAACUGGGUCCCGUCCUGGGAGGCCCUCGGCUUCACCAACAAGGACUUGGCUUCCGGCGAUGUUCGCGGCGUCUCUCUCACCCCGUCCACCCUCUUCCAGGACAACCAGACCCGUUGCGACUCAAAGGCAGGGUACAUCGACUCGCGGCCUGACCUCCCCAACCUGUUCAUCCUCACCGGCCAGCAGGUCACCGAGGUGCUCUUCAACGGUACAAAGGACGCUGAUGGCAACGACAUUGCGUCGGGUGUCUCGUUCUCUGCAUAUGAAGGUGCCCCCGUCUACUCGGUCCAGGCCAACAAGGAGGUCAUCCUCGCUGGCGGCACCAUUGGCUCGCCCCAGAUCCUCCAGCUUUCCGGUAUCGGUCCCUCGAGUGUCCUCACCCCGCUCGGCAUUACCGUACGCAAGGACCUUCCUGUCGGCCACAACCUCCAGGACCACGCCUCGAGCACCAUGUAUUUCUCAACCACCGAGAUUCAGAACUGGGCUCAGCUGUGGAGCAACAAGGACGCCAUUGCCGCCGCCCUGGCCGAGUGGAAGAGCAGCAAGACGGGUCUUCUCACGUACAUCAACGAGGCUGUCGGUUACGUCAGCAUGGCCGACAUUACCAGUGCUUCCCAGGCUACGGCUGCUGCCAACGCUAUCAACGUUGCUCAGACCGUCACCGACGUGGCUGCCGCCCACGACAUGCCCAGCAACGUUCAGGCCGGUCUCACUGCCCAGUACAACAUCCUGAAGCAGUGGCUUACCGACGCGACUGGCCAGCUCGAGAUCAUUCUGUCCAUGUGGGGUAGUGGCGCCAACAACGUUGGCAUCCAGUGCGCUCUCCAGCACCCCUUCUCGCGCGGCACGAUCUUCAUCAACUCGAAGAGCGCGUUCAACGCCCCCAACAUCGACCCCUCGUAUUACGCUGUCGACAUUGACCGCCAGAUUAUUGGCGCCGGGGCCAACUGGAUUCGCCGCCUCGUCGCCUCCGGUCCGUUCGCCAACACGAUUACGGGCGAGACCGGUGCAACCGCUGGCCUCAACGGCAGCGCCCUCACCACUGCCAUGCAGAACGGCGCUGGCACCGAGUACCACCCCCAUGGCACAUGUUCUAUGCUUCCCGAGGAAAUGGGAGGUGUCGUUGACACCCGCCUGAUCGUCUACGGCACCAACAACGUCCGUGUCAUAGACUCGUCGAUCAUCCCUCUCCACAUCUCGGCCCACCUCAUGGCCACGACUUACGGCAUUGCUGAGAAGGGCGCAGACGUUAUUAAGCAGGCCCACUGGAAGCCGCCUCCUCCACCCGACGUGAGCGUCAGCCCUACCGCGACGGAAGACAUUGCCCAGAUCGGCGAGGCCACCGACUCGUCGGUCGCGAACGCGCAGAAGGCCGGUGUCUCGAGCGGCCUGUCGACUACGGCCAAGAUUGGUCUUGGUGUCGGCGUUGGUGUUGGAGCCGGCGCGCUUCUCGGCCUUCUCGUCUUCUGCAUGUGCAUCCGCAAGAAGAAGCGUCCGACCACCGACGAGAAGGGCUGGUACGCCGGUGCCAACCAGCAGGACAACAGCGCUUGGGACGCCCAGCAGGCGUACCGGGAGCAGGACGCAUUCCCUAUGGGCGGUGUUGUUGCGCCUCGCCCGAACCGCUUCUCGUCGGCCAACAUGUCGAUCAGCACCAUGGCCACGGCCGACCUGCAGCCUGGUCAGCGCAUGGACUCGUCGUACUCGCUCGGCGACUAUGCGAACGCUUCGGGCGCUAACACGCCGUACCGCGACGAGCCUUCACCGCUCCCCCCAGCUGGGCAGUACCCGACUCCUGGAUUCCAAACUCUUGGGUCACCGAGUUCGGGCUACGGCGCGCAGCAGUACACACCCGUGGUGCCCAAGUAA
Cutaneotrichosporon cavernicola is the source of this 2544-nucleotide messenger RNA. RefSeq lists its product as uncharacterized. The transcript has 2 exons. Gene Ontology annotation, molecular function: oxidoreductase activity, acting on CH-OH group of donors; flavin adenine dinucleotide binding. The coding region runs from base 1 to 2544 and encodes 847 amino acids. The record is from RefSeq and is a predicted model, not a curated record. Lineage: Eukaryota; Fungi; Basidiomycota; Tremellomycetes; Trichosporonales; Trichosporonaceae.